Messenger RNA from Schistocerca piceifrons (Central American locust), 1017 nucleotides. Its product is annotated as odorant receptor Or2-like. Gene Ontology annotation, molecular function: olfactory receptor activity; odorant binding. Gene Ontology annotation, cellular component: plasma membrane. NCBI's taxonomy places the organism in Eukaryota, Metazoa, Arthropoda, Insecta, Orthoptera, Acrididae. Gene Ontology annotation, biological process: sensory perception of smell; detection of chemical stimulus involved in sensory perception of smell. The record is from RefSeq and is a predicted model, not a curated record. The transcript is spliced from 6 exons. Bases 1 to 1017 code for a protein of 338 amino acids.
AUGGGGCAGCCAGCGGCGUUUCCAAACUUUCGGCAGCUUGCGGUGCUGCACAGAUCUAACCCUGCACUAAUGGCUGGAGAGCACAGUGCUGCCAUCUCGACAGUGGGUUGUACUGUGAGAGUGGAACAGGUGGACGCUGCGCAGGUGGUGUACCUGAUGCGGAGCCAGCGGCGGGUGGCGCGCCUGGUUCAGCAGACGCGCGAAGCGUGCGCGCGCCUGGGGGACGGGCGCGCCGCGGCGGCCGAGCUGCGCCUGCGCAGACUGACGCUGGGCUGCGUCGCGUGCUGCAGCGGCGUCGGCUGCGUGUGGGCGGCGGGCCCGCUGCUCGCCGACGGCGACGCCCUGCCCUACCGCCUCUGGUCGCCCCUCGACGUCACCGCCGCGCCCGGUUACCACAUCACCUACCUCCUCUCGGUGGCUAUCCUGGCACCGCUGGUGGAGGCCUUCGUCAACCUGAACGCGUUGUACCUGGGCCUGAUGGUGCUGACGAGUGCGCGCUUCUCCAGCCUCAAUUCGCGAUUCGCUGCCAUCUCUAAAGAGAUGGACGGCAGUGGCCGUCUUGCCACCGCAGAGCUGGCGCGCUGUGUGGCGCAGCACGUACACCUGUUACGGUUCUGCAGCGAACUGUCUGAUGUUCUGAGUCCAGUGCUUCUCUCGCAGUUCGGCUUCACCAUCGUCAUCAUCUGCCAGACUGCGCUGCAAACAACCAUGGAGCUGGAACUGAGCCCAAGGACAAUGAAAUUCAUGGGACUUCUAUGGCUGGGAAUUUCGGAGCUUUUCUUGUACUCCUACAUGGGACACAAAAUAAUGUCACAGGCGAGCGACGUGCAGCUGUCAGCGUACAGCUGUGGCUGGCCGGACUUGGACAGCAGCUUCAAGAAGAGCGUGAGCUUCAUCAUCCAGCGCGCCCAGAAGCCUCUGCACUUCUCCAUCGGCAAGAUGUACGUCCUGUCGCUGCGGACAUUUGUGGAGGUCAGUCUGCUAAACUCUCAGCGGUGCACAUUGCUGGGUGCUUGA